ACACGCGCUGCCGGGGACCAAAGGGCCGGGCUGGCGCCGCCGGGCUCGCGGGGAGCCCCGUCCCCGUGCACGCUGGGCCCUCGGGGGGACGUCGAGCGGUGCCCGGCCUGCCGCCAGCUCCGGGGCGGCCACCCCGCAGCGCGCCGGGGUGGUCCCCGGCACCGCCUGCCGCAACGCCCUGCUCCCAAAAGCACCGGCUGCCGGGGCCGGGACGUGCCUGGGCAGCACCUCUGUGCACCGCCCGGCCCCGCCGCCCCGGCACGCUCGCCUCCCGCCCCGGCACGCUCGCCUCCCGCGCGGCCUCUCCUGGCCGUGCCCUGCGCGGAUCCACCUCCAGCCGGGACGUGGCGGGAGGUCGGCGCAGCCCUCCCGGCGAAGCCGCUUGUUUUCCCAGCGCCUCACUCCGCUCUUUUCCCUUCGCCGGCUCCUCGUCCACCGCAGGUCUGUCCUGGGACCCGCCGCGCGGUGCGAGGAGCCAGCGCCUUGCACGUCCCCUCCGCCCCGCGCCGGCGCUGCCCCGCUCUCGGCUUGCUCAGCCCGCGACUCGCAGCCUCUCCUAGGGCCGCCGCCGCUCGUUACGGCUUAUUUUGCGCAGGUAUUCAGGCGAUUUGGGGGUUAUUGCACAGGGUCAGUGCCAAGCACCCAGCGCGGGGUCCCGGGGGGGCCGGGAGCGGGGCGGCGGUGAGCACCGGGCUGCUCCGGGUGCAGGGACCCCCAUCCCGGCCCACGGGAAAGCAGCAUUGGCGGUGGACAUGCCGCCUUCGUGGCGCCCCGGGCCGGCGUCGCGGCUGCGGGAGGGACCCUGAGCCGUUCCUGCCGACACGUUCGCGGCUGCGAGCCACGGAGGGGAGCGGAGGUGACGGUGGGGACUGCUCAGGAAGGGAGCAAACGUCCCCAAAGGUCCCACCGCAGCCGAGCGGUGCCGGGGGGGGCCCUGCAUCCCUGGGGGCCCGGCGGCUCCGGAGAGGGGCCCGGCCGCCGCUGCCGCAUGCGCUGCCCCGGAGGCGUUCUCGCCCAGCGCUGACUCAGAGGGAGCAGCGCGCCGCGCGGUUUCGGCAGACCGGCUCCGGCACGCGGGAACGGGGCCGUGCCGCGGGUGGGAAGGCCGGGACGGUGCUCACGGAGACGGUGGCUCCGGGCACGGGCGCAGCCCCCCGGCCCAGCGCCGGAGAAGCCGCUCGGGGGGCAGCGCGGCGGCCGGCGAGCUCCCACGUCCCGCGGCAGAGCCAGCCGCCGGCGCUUGACCCCGGGGCGGACGAGGCCCGCAGCAUCGCCGCCCGACCCGCGCCGCGGGAGCCGGGGCCAGCGCGCCGCCCGGGCGCCGCGACCCUGGAUGGGCGCCGCGGGCCGGGGGGCGGCGGGCGGCGCGGGGCGGCGCGCCCGGCCGGGACCGUGGCCGCGGGGCCGGCGGCGGCGGCGGCGGCGGGCGGCGUGCCGGCACCCUUGGCCUCGGCCAUGCCCUUCCGCAUCCUCAACAAGGGCCCCGAGUACUUCCGACGGCCAGCGGAGCCCGGCGCCAGGAGGCCCAGCGCGGUGGAGAGGCUGGAGGCCGACAAGGCCAAGUACGUGAAGAGCCAGCGGGUCGCCAGCACCCGGCAGGAGCCGGUGAAGCCGCCGCUGCUCAAGCAGCCGCUCUUCGCGCCGGGGGUGCGCCGGGCCCUGCUGAGCCCCGGGCGCAAGGCGCCGCACCGCGGGGAGCCCGGCGGCCCCAAGACCUCCCUGGACCUGGAGAUCCUCAACAACCUCAUCAACGUCUGCGACAGCCCCUUGCGGGCGGCGGAGGGGCCGGAGGCGGCGGGGGCGGGCGGGCACGCCGCGGCCCCCCGGCCCCCCGGCCCCGCCGCCGGCAAGGCGCCGGAGAGCUCCGCCGGCUGCAAGCCGCCCGGCGCGGUGGCCGUGCGCCGGGUGGACGUGCGGCCCUGCGGGGCUCCGCGGGCCGGGGCUCCCCCCGCGGUGCCGCCGUCGCCCGGCCCCGACGGCGCCCGCCGCCAGACCCCGCUGCCCCGCUCCAAGUCGGACCUGAGCGACCGCUACUCGCGGGCCACCGCCGACCUGGAGCGCUUCUUCAACUACUGCGGCCUCGACGCCGAGGAGGUGCGGGACCUGGGCGCCGAGCGCUUCGCCCGCGCCGCCUCCGACAUCGUCUCCGCCAAGCCGCAGAGCGGCAGCACCGCCAGCUCGGGGGGCGGCCGCUCGCAGCGCAGCGCCGGCACCCGGGGCGAGCGGCAGCCCGAGCGCCUGCCCUACGGCAUCUCCGUCGUCGAGCGCAACGCCCGCGUCAUCAAGUGGCUCUACGGGCUGCGGCAGGCCCGCGAGCCCCAGCAGGUCUCCAGCGUUUAGCGCCGGGGCGCGCGCGGGCCGCGGCUGCGGGACGGGCAGGAGGCGGUGGCCGAGCCCCCCGGGCGGUGCGGGCUGUGCCCCCCGGACGCCGUGGCUGUUGCGGGACCCUCGGAUUUAGCCCCGGUGCCUCCUGCCCUCUGCUUCCCCCUCCCCGCGCUGCGGGGCGAGCAGCCGUGCACCGCCACGGCCGGGACCGUGCUGCCCGCCCUGAGACGCCGAGCACCUGCCCGGCAGCUCCCCAGGAUGCCCCGCAGCGCCGUCCGCCUCCUGCCAACUUUCCGGUGGAGUUUGCAAGGGCAAAAGGCAGCAGAAGGCAGAAGGCAGUGGAGGCAGCCACCCGGGAGAGGAGGCAGCGCUCCUGCCCGUCCCGGCCCCCGUGCAGCUGUGGCUCCCUGCCGCGGGGAGCUCGGAUGCUCCGCCGGGGGGGCCGGAUCGAGCUCCCCUCGGGCGACCCGUCUGUCCCCCUAUUUGUAGCUCUCUUUUUGUAUGUUGACGAGCAGAAAAGCCCCCAGGAUCGGGCCGUGCUGUGUCCUGUUAUUUAUGAAGAUGCUUAUGUUGGUCUCUUCCUCGUUUCUACUGUUUUUGCCGAAGUUUGAGCUGUUAAAAAAACCAACAGAAAGGAAGAAUAACGGAGCUGGUUUUAUUAAAGUUCUGUGCUUUGGA
Molecule: messenger RNA, 3003 nt
Organism: Dromaius novaehollandiae (emu)
Lineage: Eukaryota; Metazoa; Chordata; Aves; Casuariiformes; Dromaiidae
Gene: FAM110A
Product: family with sequence similarity 110 member A
Exons: 2
Coding region: 1456-2340 (294 amino acids)
Source: RefSeq, a predicted model, not a curated record